CGGCAUCGGCGUCUCAAAUAAUGGGCCCGACUGGCCGAUCGGGCAGCGUAACAUGGCAAACGGGCAACUCCAAAGCACACCAAACCCUGACCUACCCUUGUCAGAUCGUCCGAGUUCCCUGACAGGAAAGAGAACCGGAGCGUGCAGUCUGGCAGUCUGGCAGCCAGUCACUCGCGCACUCGAUUGUCUGAUAUAUCCCCGGUCUUAUCCCAGAUUGUUGCCCACCUUUUCCCUCCCCUUCAUGAUGAGCAUUGGCCCCUCACUGAGGCUGUCCGCGACCACAAGGAGACUACUCGGCAGCAGCUGCAGCUGCAGCAUCUCAACGUCACCACCAGCUCCUCGUCGUCUGGGCCACGGGCUUCCCCACCGCCACAACCACCCACGGCCCAGCCCUGUGUACCGGCUCGGCUUUGUUUUCUCCAGGAUGGCAUCGACACUGCCUCGACUGCCCGUCUUCGAGGCAAUCUCGGGCCAUGACCCACACUCGACCGUGGUGGUCCACUCGGCAUCCCAGAGGACCUUCAGGUACGGCGAGCUGCUCGGCGAUGUGUGCCGCAUGCGCAACCGGCUGCUUGAAGCCGCAGGGAGGGACGACAUCCACGGCGAGCGCAUAGCCUUCCUCGUCGAGAACAGUUACGACUAUGUAGUCACAUGGCUCGCGGUUCUGGCAGCCAGGGCCAUAGCCGUGCCGCUGUCACCAGCGUUCCCAGCACCAGAACUGCAAUACAUUCUAGGGCAUAGCGAGGCCCUGCUGCUGCUCUCGUCGGCAAAGUUCUCCGCCAAGGCUGAGGAGACCCUCGGCCUGCCCCUGGUGUCGCCGCCGAGGCACGUGGAGAUCCCUAAGCACCCGGGCUCGUCCCUGCGCGAGUCGAUAUCUUUGCAAGGUGACGACCCAGGCGAGGCCGGUAUGAUGCUCUACACCUCGGGCACGACCAACCGACCCAAGGGCGUGCUGAUCCCGCAGUCCGUCAUGACCGCUCAGGCGCGGUCCCUGCUCAAAGCCUGGGAGUACUCACCUGCGGAUCGGUUGCUGCACGUGCUCCCGCUGCACCACAUCCACGGAACCAUCAAUGCGAUUCUCGCCCCUCUUUUUGCCGGAAGCAGCAUCGAGUUCCUCUAUCCUUUUAAUGCGGACGCCGUGUGGAAACGCUUCGCCGCUCCUUUCCUGCACGAGCACGAGCAGCACGCCGAGACGAACGGCCGAUCCGCUGAGAACGGUGUCAAUGGCACCACUAAUGGCGUCAACGGCCACGCCCGUGGCAAUGCUACUACGAAUGGCACCACCAAUGGCAACAACACUCACUCAGACGGGCCACAAGAGAAGAUCACGUUCUUCACGGUGGUACCGACAGUCUACUCCCGCUUGCUCGCCACCCACAAAUCGCUCUCGCCACGGAUGCAAGCCGCCACCCGCGAGGCCAUCUCCCCGGCCAACCUGCGCCUGUGCAUAUCUGGGUCCGCGGCGCUGCCGACGCCCGUCAAGCGCGCCUGGAAGGACCUCUCUCACGGGAACGUGCUCCUGGAGCGCUUCGGCAUGACCGAGGUCGGCAUGGCGCUCUCAUGCGGGCUGGACUUUUCCGACCGCGUCGACGGGUCCGUGGGAUGGCCUCUGCCCUCGGUCGAGGCCCGUCUCGUGGAUGUCGACUCGGGCGAGGUGAUUGCCCACGGCGACGAGACGGACGCCGAGGGACGCGAGCGCGCCGGCGAGAUCCAGCUUCGCGGGCCGACCGUGUUCAAGGAGUACUGGCGCAACCCGGAGGCCACGGCAGCCGAGUUUGUGGCUGACAAUGCCGGGGGUGGGAAGUGGUUUAAGACGGGCGAUGUGGCGGUGCGGCGGCCGGUGCCGACGGCGGGCAAGGCGGCGGACCGGCUGCCGAGCCAGGACUGGACGGGCUCGUCGGACAUGUACUUCAUCCUGGGCCGCAAGUCGGCCGACAUCAUCAAGUCGGGCGGCGAGAAGGUGUCGGCACUCGAGGUCGAGCGCGAGCUGCUGUCGCUACCCGAGGUGGCCGAGGCAGCCGUGCUGGCUGUGCCGUCGGGCAAGUGGGGCCAGAAGGUCGGCGCGGUCGUUAUCCUCGAUAAGGAGGCCGGGCCCGAAGGUGGCCGCUGGACGCCCAUGGAUAUGCGCCGCGCGCUCAAGGGCCGCCUCGUCAACUACAAGAUCCCGCAGGUCCUACGCGUCGUCGACCACAUCCCGCGCAAUGCCAUGGGCAAGAUCAACAAGAAGCAGCUCGUCAAGGCCGUCUUCCAGGACGACUUCAGCGGGGACGAGAUGUAGGACCCGGGAUGGCCAGUUCUGAGAUCGUCGUGGGUGAUGUGAAAGGGGGUCAAAGACAAGAUAGAGGAAGGCUGUUGCCAGAUUUGAUGACAACUGUGGAGACUAUUGUACUGUAUAUCAAACACCACUAUAUAGGGGGGUCGCAUCAAGGCUGGUAUAGAGAAAACAAGCUCAUAGAACCCUA
This is a messenger RNA of Diaporthe batatas, 2462 nucleotides long. RefSeq lists its product as uncharacterized. Bases 53 to 2278 code for a protein of 741 amino acids. Gene Ontology annotation, biological process: fatty acid metabolic process. The transcript has 2 exons. Gene Ontology annotation, molecular function: medium-chain fatty acid-CoA ligase activity. Lineage: Eukaryota; Fungi; Ascomycota; Sordariomycetes; Diaporthales; Diaporthaceae. The record is from RefSeq and is a predicted model, not a curated record.